Chara braunii is the source of this 4413-nucleotide messenger RNA. The record is from the annotation of a GenBank genome assembly. Lineage: Eukaryota; Viridiplantae; Streptophyta; Charophyceae; Charales; Characeae.
GUUACUAAGUUACUACCUACUACUACAUUUUUUUCACGAAGGAAUUUUUCUCUUAACCAGAUCCUGAACCAUACGAGAACUUCGACAAAUGGAUAGCAAUUUGUGAAGUUACUGUUACUAAGUUACUGCUACUAAGUUACUACCUACUACUACAAUUUUUUCACGAAGGAAUUUUUUUUUAACCAGACCCUGAACCAUACGAUAACUUCGACAAAUGGAAAGCAAAGCAAUUUACGUACGAAUUCCAUUGCGGCCUGAUAUAUCCAACUUAUGCAGAAGCCCCGGAGCCUCGGAGAGGUUGUUGUCAAGCAACUCCGGCUCGGUUUCUGAAACGCGGUCAUCUUUGAAAUCUGCGAUCCUGACACCAUCGCAGAGGAUACUGGAGGUCCCAACACGCCCGACGCAGGAUGCGAAGGGUCGGUGGAUCGAGCACACGAUCUUGGGCGAUGUCGCGGAGUACGAAGAGAUGCUCAAACAAAUGGGUGGCAUUGCGAGUCGCGAGAAGGCAAAGGAGGGGGAGGCGGCGAAGGAGGAGGUGGAGGUGGAGGAGGAGGAGGAGGAGGUGGAAGAGGGAGGACAAGCGAGAAGAGCGAAAGGAGAAACCACAAUGCCUAGCACUGCUCAGAAGCCUGAGGAGCUGACAAUGUCACAGGCAAGAACAGGAGUUGGGGAGGAUAUACUGGAAGGAGAUUACCCAGAUGAGGUUGCGGAAAUGGUCCGAACGGUCCCUGAAAGUGCCCACCUUAUCAAAGAAGCCUAUCAGGAACGAAAGAGGCAUUGCCAAGGUCUGGCUGCAGAGGUCGAGAGGAUUCGUACGGAAAGAAACAAUGUUAAGCUCUCAAAGGAACUCGAGCGCUUCAUCUGGCUGAGGAUUGCUGCUGGCAAGCAGACUAAUUCGCUUGUGAAUUGGGAAGAGAAAAAUGCAGAGUGGAUGAAGACCAAGGAUCAUCUCCAAGCUGCCACGCAGAAGGCAGAGAGUGAGCUAGCAAUGGAAAGAGCGGAUUUUCACCGUGCGAAGAUGGAAGAGUUGGACAUGUUUGAUGUCGCUGUUCCACCCGAGGCGAGGCAUGCGGACGACACACUGUGGGAGAUGUCACUAAGAGGCUGCUGGAGCAAGUACAUACAAGUGGGGAACAUCUUCAGCAGUCUGUUCACGAAUAUGGAAGAUGGUACAAGGGAGCACGUUGAGCGUAUCGGAAGGCCAGAUCUCGAUAUCGUGAGUUCCUUGGCCAAUAGCCAUGCUGGACAACACGGGAAAGGUAUGCGUCGAAAUUGGUUUGAUGUGGAGUUUCUGCGCGAGAGACGCGAGAAGUAUUACUCUAUCAUCAAGCAGAGCGAGCCUCACAAGCCCAUCUUGGAUCACAUGCAUGUUGUUGGAGUGGGCAUGGAGGCAAGGAUGAGUGCUGCUGCUAAUGAACCUAUCUCCUUGAUAGAGAUAGAAGAGACAAUCACUGCAACAGACAAAGGCGGCAAGGAAUGGGCAGAAGUGCUGAAGAAGAAAGAAGCAAAGGCAGCAGAGAAGGAGGCGGAAGCAAGGGCGAAAGAGACAGCGAAAACAGCUGCCAGGGAGGCAGCAGCAGCAGCACGAGGGCCUGGCAUCUGUCUUGUCGAAAAUCGGGUACACUUUAUAGGCCCUGUCAAAUCGCUUAUGCGACGUAAGGUACACAUCAUCAACAUUGGAACAACUGCCAUUUAUUAUACUUGGGUCCGGCAACCAGUUAAUCAGACAGUGCCAGAAAGCCUGGGAGUAGAGUCCAUGCUCACAUUUGGCGGUGCAGUGAAGCCUUCUAUGCAAAAUAGUGGUGUGGGUGUUGCUCCCCCAAGAGGGGCCAGAAAGGGACUCCAAUGGGUUGAGACAUCAUGUUUCUAUCUCGUCAAUGAGGAUGGUGUCAUACUUCCCGGUGAAGAGUUCGACUUUGUGUUUCUCUUCAGGUCAUCACGCCCCGGAAUUUUUCUUGAGGAAUGGGAACUACAGACCAACCCCCGCCUGAAGAAGCCGUUGCCUCUCGUGUGUUUGAAAGGGAUUGCUUUGGGCGAAGACGUCGCAAGUGUUCGUCGUCGGGAUCUGAUAGAAGAGCUCGAGAAACGAGAGAAGAUCCACACUGUGGAAGAGACAAUAGACUGUUUGCUGGAUAGAGUGCGAACCCCGACGCGUGCCCGCAGACGUUCCUCGUUGAUGAGCCUGAUGCUUAGUAUAGAUGUGCAGAGACCAUCAUUGACUGGGGACGAUUCGAGGAGGAGAUCAAGGCUUUCCCUCCUUGUGAUGAACUCGAGGAGGCCAUCGCUGCAGAUGAAGGAAGCAGCGCGGCGCAAAUCUGCACAGUUUUCCACGACAACAGAUCGGUCCUUGCUUGAAGCAAGAGGAGAAGAGAAGACGGUGGGCGAUGCAGUACAGUGGGCUGAUCAAAGCAUUGCACCCACCUCUGGUGCCGCUGCUGCUGCUGCUGCUACGGGGACAGACGUCAGUGCAGAAGUCGAUGGAGCCACAAAGGAAGCUCAGGAAGUCAAGGAAACAGAGAAAGCACAGGACACCAAGGAGCCGAAGGAAGGAAAGGACGGGGCGGAAGGUAAGGAGGACCCCUUCAAAGCAUGGUGGGAGUAUGAGGAGUGCUCCUUGUACUUCAUACGGGUGAACGUAGAUAUGUUCCCUCCUGUCUACUAUGCUGAUGACAUCUACUACGAGAUGUCCCAGAUAGCGUCAGAAGUCCAAGCUAUCCACACACAGAGGUUUGAGGAACAGAGGCUCAAGGAAGUGCAAGAGAGGGAACGCAAGGCUGCCGAAGAGAAAGAAAAGGAAGCUGAAAGAAAGAGCUCAAAGAAGCAGAAACAAAAUCCUACGCCGAUUCGUCUAGGUACGACUUCCACUCCAGGAGAGAAAAGUGGUAAAACCGCGGUGGUCACGCCGAAGGCGAAAGGGAAGAAAGGGGCCAAGGGAAGCAAAGGCCCUGAGGAAAGUGCAAAGGAGGAUGAAGAAGGGGAAGAGGACGUCGCAGGUCUUGCGGGAGGUAUCCUCCCUACUUUUGCGAAGACUCCUGGCGACUCCUCGCGUUCAACAUCUGCUGCCUUAGAAACCGCCGGAGAUCCGGACCAAGGUCGAAGAAAGCGGUCACUGGUUCCACAAUCUCUGCAAAGGCGUUCUAGCACUCUGCGGCUGCUUCUCCAAAUGGAUGGUUUCGAAAGCGAGGCAAUUCUGAAUCGCAUUUUGAGAGGAGAGGAUAUCAAGCAAGCGUUUAGCCCUGCGCCUUUUGAUGAAGGUGCCGAAGACGGCGUUUGGGAUGCCUGUAUCCCUGCUCUCAUGCAAGGGGUGAAGGAACUGAGUUCCACGGACAACCGGGGAGAAGAACUCGUCAAACGGCUGGAAUCGUUGAUCGAGGUGGCCCAGAUUCCUCUGGAACAGACUUCCUUCCGGUGGAGCAGUAUGCUUCGGGCACUUCGCUCUGCGGCUCUCCAUAUACCCGCGAUUGCCGAGGAGGUUACGGAGGACAUCGAGUCUGGUCGAGAGGAAGGAGUGGGGGUGGAAGCAGGAGGGGAAAGCAAACUGACAAAGAACUUGUCAACUGGAUCCAGCAUUAUGGCGCCUUUCCUUCAAGUGAAAAAUGCCAAUAAGGAAGUAGAAACAUCACAACAGUUAGCAGCAGUGCCUGGGAAUGGAAAUGGACCGCCGGCGAUGGAUGUGCAGCUGAUGGAUCUCAUGCAACUGAAUGCGGGUUUGUUCAAUUUCGGUGAGACCGAUGAGAAAGUGAGGAAGGAGGAGUACAUGAACGAGGUGCUGGGACGGUUCUAUCGAGUAUUGUACGAUGCAAUUGGUGAGUUUGAAGUGAACAUGGACAGCUCCGAAUCUAUCGUGGGCAACAUCCUCGACACAUGGGCGCAGGAAGCAGAGGAGAUCGCAGAGAAGGACCCCAAAGAGUUGGAACCGAUGAGGUGGAGAGUGUUUGCUCUCAGGCGGACCAAGAAGGCUCUCCUGUCCAGACAGAAGUCCUGGGUUGACUAUGAGCCACAGUCAGAGGGGGAGGAGGACGACGAAGCGGACGAGGAUGGGGAGGACCAGAAGGAGGAGGAGGAGGAGGAGGAGGAGAGGAACGUUGAGGAGGAUGACCAGUAUCCAUGGUCGCCGGACUGCCAAGGAGGAUCAGUGAAAGCGAUGGAAGCAAACGGAUUACUAGGAGUUAGAGGAGAGAACGAGGACAAGGAAGACAACAACGACAAUGACGAUGACGAAGACGAUGGCGAAGGCGAUGACGAUGAGGAGGAUGACAACGACGACGACGAUGACGAUGAGGAGGAUGAAGGGGACGAGGACGAGGACGAGAAGCAAACGGAGUACUAGGAGGUAGAGGAGGAGGAGGAGGAGGAGGACGACGACGACGACGACGACGACGAUGACAACAAUGAUAAAGGGGACGAGGACGA